AUGUGUUUGAACUAUCCCUGUGAUUGUAAGACUGAUGGUACUCCGUGUGAAUCAUGCAGGAUGACAGCCAAAGACAGGGAGACAGAGGAGGCCCACCUGUCCAAAAAUAUCAAUACAGAGGGCCAAGCCAGGAGGACAUGUGAGCCCGAGAUGAACAUCUCCUCCAUUGGAGCUGCGAAAGAGUGGGGCAGAAACUGGGGAUGGAUGCUGUCUGGGAUCAUUUGUUUAAACAUUUUGUUGCUGGGCUGCGCUUUGGUCAGCGGCAGUGCAUACAACAACGUCGACAUCAGCUCUUCUGACCUGCAGAGUUUCCUCAUCGUCCUCCUCCUCCUCACCUCCAUCUGGAUGAUUUAUUAUGCUAUCUAUACGAUCAAGCAUGAAAAUGCUGUUCUGUACAAGGAUGGCCAUGCCGGACCCGUGUGGCUCAAGGGAGGACUUGUGGUAUUUGGAUUCCUCAGUAUUCUCAUGGACAUUUUCAAGAUAGCCAGCUAUGUUGGCUACCUCCACUGUGAUUCUGCUGUUAAGGUUGCUUUCCCUGUUGUCCAGCUUAUUUUUAUACUUGUGCAGACAUACUUCUUGGGGAUGCAUGCCAAGGACUGUGCACAGCUACAAAAGAACAUUACACGCUGUGGGCUGAUGCUUACCCUCUCCACAAAUCUAGUUUUGUGGAUGACUGCAGUCACUGAGGAGUCCCUUCACCAAACAAUUAUUCCAGACUAUCCGAGCAACUCAACUAAAAUUUCUGGACGAAGCCUGUUCAUUGAAAAAGCAAGUUAUGGCAGCGAUAAGUGCAAAUGCAGCCACACUUCAUGCAGCAUGUUCAAGGAGGCCUACUACUACCUGUACCCCUUCCAUAUCGAGUACAGUCUCUUUGCCUCUGCCAUGGCCUAUGUCAUGUGGAAAAAUGUUGGUCGAGUAUCAGACGAGCACCACCACCACAACAUCAAAUUCCAUCUCAAGAAUGUAUUUCUCGGUCCUGUGUCGGGAUUUCUCUUGGUGAUCGCAGGUUUGGCAACCUUCAUUGUGUACGAGAUGGAAAUGAAGAAGCAUAACAGCAAUGGCAAGAAAGACACAUUUCUGAUGAUGCACUUCGUCAUGAAUAUAGUGAUAGUAACCCUUAUGUCUGUGACCACUGUGAUCGGCUGUGUCAUCUACAAGGUGGACCACAGAGAACAUGUGUCAGAGAAAAACCCCACUCGCAGCCUGGAUGUGGGGCUGCUGGUGGGUUGUUCAUUGGGUCAAUUCAUUAUCAGUUAUUUCACUAUUGUAGCUAUGGUGGGAACUGGAGCCAAGAGCUACCUGGACGGGCUCAACCUAGCGUGGGCUAUCCUGAUGAUAAUCCAGCUUGGCCUGCAGAACUUUUUCAUUGUCGAAGGGCUUCAUCGGGAGCCAUUCCACGAGGUUCAUCCAAUCUCCAGUGUUGUUGCAAAUCCAUAUGUGCUGCAGCCAAGCAAAGAGCUGGGCGGCCUUGAAGAGAAAGAAAUGGAUACCAAGCCAAGCCCAGUACUUACGGAGCGCAACCCGCAUGGACACACUACUGAGCACAGAUCCAAAUUGUCAUGGAAGAGAUGGGUGUUGAAGGAAGUCUGUGCGUUUUUGCUGCUGGCCAAUGUCAUACUGUGGAUCAUGCCAGCUUUUGGUGCUCGUCCCCAGUUUGACCACACCACCGAAACUAAAUUCUACAAGUUCAACAUGUGGGCUGCUGUCGUGAAUAUUGGACUUCCUUUUGGCAUCUUUUACCGUAUGCAUUCAGUUGCCAGUCUGUUUGAGGUCUACCUCACCACAUAA
Messenger RNA from Scomber japonicus (chub mackerel), 1788 nucleotides. RefSeq names its product proton channel OTOP2-like. The record is from RefSeq and is a predicted model, not a curated record. The transcript has 6 exons. Bases 1 to 1788 code for a protein of 595 amino acids. Gene Ontology annotation, cellular component: membrane. Gene Ontology annotation, biological process: proton transmembrane transport. Gene Ontology annotation, molecular function: proton channel activity. Lineage: Eukaryota; Metazoa; Chordata; Actinopteri; Scombriformes; Scombridae.